Saccostrea cuccullata (small rock oyster) is the source of this 902-nucleotide messenger RNA. RefSeq lists its product as uncharacterized. The transcript has 3 exons. Lineage: Eukaryota; Metazoa; Mollusca; Bivalvia; Ostreida; Ostreidae. The record is from RefSeq and is a predicted model, not a curated record. The annotation marks the transcript as partial.
AAGUCUCUAUUUCAACACUGAGGCCAUCAAACGAAUCCACUUUGUCAACAGAGACACCAUCUCCCACUAAGCACACAUCUGAGGCGUAUAUUGCAUUGGGUGUAAUCACGCCCAUUUUUCUCUUCAUAAUUAUUAGUUCUGUCUGCUUUUGUGUAUGGAAAAUGUACCAAAGAAAGUUAGAAAAUACUAAGCCGACACCAGAUCCCAAGUUUGUCCAUGGCGAAAUAAGAAAUCGGCGACUCACUGUCCAAUUUGAGGGAGCACUACAAGCGGAAAUUAAAGAAACACGAAAAAAUAUAUCGCAUCAAACUGGAAAUAGCUUUCGUUCCUCAACUAUACCAUCUGAUAUGAGUGACGACUCCAGUACUAGACCGUCUAGUUUGACAUCUUUAUUAGUAAGUGUUCCACGCAUUGUCACUAAAGAGGACUGUGCUGAAAAUCAGAGUUUUAAAUUUCAAGAAAGUGUAAUAGAAUUAACAGAAAAUGAGUCAACAUCUUCACAAAUAAAAGAGUCGUUUAGAAAUCCUGGAUUUAAUACAAUAGGUGUUGACACGGCAGAUUUAAGAAGAACAAUGAAGAAAAAAACAGAAUCGAAGAAAACACUUCGGAAAAAAUUCCGAUUAAGGCGUUCCAGGAGCUCUGUUAGGGAUAGUUUGUUGACAUCUAAGGGAUUAAAAGACGAAUCACGAAUCUCAAACAGAAAGCCUUUGAAAUCUAUAGUAUCAUAUGGAACGAAGACCGUAGUUCUUGGAAUACAACCACCUCCAAGUCAACAAAAGAAAUUGCUUAGACGUUCACAUAAAAAAUCUUCGUUUUUGGACAAAAUCAACGAGGAACCUUCAAGUACACGUGAGAAAAAUAAAAAGCACAAGGAUUUAGAAAAAAACAUUACAGCAGAAAAG